This is a messenger RNA of Perkinsus marinus ATCC 50983, 1332 nucleotides long. RefSeq lists its product as hypothetical. Gene Ontology annotation, cellular component: checkpoint clamp complex. NCBI's taxonomy places the organism in Eukaryota, Perkinsozoa, Perkinsida, Perkinsidae. The transcript is spliced from 15 exons. Gene Ontology annotation, biological process: DNA damage checkpoint signaling. Bases 1 to 1332 code for a protein of 443 amino acids. The record is from RefSeq and is a predicted model, not a curated record.
AUGAAGUUCAGGGGGAAAAUGACACCGGCCGGUCAAUCGGCUCUAUCACAAGUCAUUGGUCAUCUCGCCAAGACACGCGGAGGGAGCAGUAAGGACAGGAGAUUCACCGUGGUGAACCUAAAGAUAUCUCCCGUUGAGUUCACGCUUGGCUGUUCUGCAUUGGACGACGGGUCUCCCGAAACGUGGGCUCACUUGGCCGUUGAGUGUAUCUUUGACAGCAUCGACUGCCAAAGCCUUCGAGAAGGGAACUAUAUCGACCUUGUCGCGAGCCUCGAGAAUCUGUUGGCUGCUGCGCAAGGACUCGGCUCAAGUACCUCGACCGAGAUACGCCUUCGGAAUAAGUCAGGGCUGGCCGUCCUGGCUUUCACCUACACCAUUCCCCAGGCUUAUGACCCUAGUGUGGGCGGCCAAGCGUUUGUAAAAGCGUUCUACGAUGUCCCCAUCACGUUGUUCAACUUCGACGACUUGGAAGGCUGCAGGCGGAGCAUCGAAACAUUGAAGCGCGCUAUGGGCAAUAAACUCGAAAAAUUCACUCUGGAGGUUAGCCCUACUGCCAGUGCGGAAGGAGAACCUACUGUGAAAGUGUCCGUAUCGGCCUCAUCUCCUCUGACCACUAUGUCUCUUACAUACUGUAGUCUUCCCGUCUUACGGAGGCAGCAGGAGUCUCAGGAGGAAGAGGACAACGCUUCGACCACGAGACCUCUGUUGGCGGCGUAUCUGCCCCGCCCGGAGAAAAUUGCUAUUAUCUUAGCGCGUUCUGAUGGAAUCGACUUCCAAGGACGAACUGGCGGAGAUGUUUCAAAGGCGCAGGUCAGCCAACCUCUGAUCGGCUCUUCUUUCGCCACUGAAGUGGCCACGAGAGGUUUCAGGGCGGCCAGCGAGCGUGUCACUGCUGCAGCAGAAGUGAUCAACAAGCGCAUCCAUACUGGUCCUGAUAGUAUCAGGGUUCUCGCUUUCCUCGGCGGUGUAGCUGUUACCGCAACUGGGGCUCUCAAUGUCCUCUCGCCGUCGGAGGUCCUCCAUCGUCCGGUCAUCUACCUCUUGAAUCUGUAUCAAAUCCUAUUCGGUGUUAUUACUUGCCUACUGGAAGCUGAUCCCAAAUACCUCCACAAGUACGGCGUGCAGGAGAGAAUACACGAGUACGCCUAUUUUCUCACCCAGCUUUGGGGACGUGGCUUGUUCUAUCUGUUCCAGGGUUCGAUAGCUCUAAUGCAUCUAACUAUCCUCUACAUCAUCGUUGGUCUCUACAUGGCCGUCAUAGGCGUCCUCAGUCUGUCUCUCCUUCGCUAUAAUAAGGAUGGCGGUGAAGCCGAUCAGACGUCUCAGGAGUGA